Pseudophryne corroboree (corroboree frog) is the source of this 2538-nucleotide messenger RNA. RefSeq names its product N-myc downstream regulated 1 (gene NDRG1). The coding region runs from base 115 to 1320 and encodes 401 amino acids. NCBI's taxonomy places the organism in Eukaryota, Metazoa, Chordata, Amphibia, Anura, Myobatrachidae. The record is from RefSeq and is a predicted model, not a curated record. The transcript is spliced from 16 exons. Gene Ontology annotation, biological process: signal transduction. Gene Ontology annotation, cellular component: cytoplasm.
AUAACCCCCUCACUCAGCUGAGCGGAUUAGCAACCACAACAAAAAAGCACAGAAGAGAGAGAAAGCAGCAUCUGGGAAGGCACUGCCACAUCUGACUUGUGAGAGAUUGACAAAAUGUCUACACAGCUACAAGACCUAAAUUUUGGGGAGGGGAAGCCCCUGUUGGUGGAAAGAGAAGAGGGAAUUACUGUAUUAUUGCAAGAAUAUGAAAUUCAGGAACAUGACAUUGAAACAGCUCAUGGAGUCCUUCACGUUGUCAUGUGUGGCACUCCGAGACAGAACAGACCUGUCAUAUUAACUUACCAUGACAUUGGGCUAAACCAUAAAACCUGCUUCAAUUCGCUGUUCAACCAUGAGGACAUGCAUGAAAUUACGCAGCAUUUCUCCGUCUGCCACGUGAAUGCACCAGGCCAGCACGACGGAGCUGCAUCUUUCCCAGCCGGGUAUGUGUACCCAUCGAUGGACCAGCUGGCUGAAAUGCUACCCGGAGUCGUCCAGCAGCUUGGUUUAAAGUCAGUGCUGGGAAUGGGAAUCGGAGCUGGCGCGUAUAUCCUGACAAGAUUUGCUCUGAAUCACCCCAGCAUGGUUGAAGGCCUGCUGCUCAUUAACAUAAACCCGUGCGCAGAAGGAUGGAUGGAUUGGGCAGCCACAAAGCUUUCUGGACUCACCCAAGGAUUACCUGAUAUGCUGAUUUCCCACCUGUUUGCAAAGGAUGAAAUCCAGAACAACCACGAGCUGGUGCACACCUAUCGACAACACAUCCUGAACGACAUCAACCAAAACAAUCUGACGCUGUUUGUGAAGUCAUACAACAGCCGGAGGGAUCUAGAGAUUGAACGUCCCGUCCCUGGGACAAAUGUUGUUACGCUAAAGUGUCCUGCUCUACUGGUGGUUGGUGACAGCUCGCCUGCUGUGGAUGCUGUGGUGGAAUGCAAUUCAAAGCUGGAUCCAACCAAGACUACAUUGCUGAAGAUGUCAGACUGUGGCGGAUUUCCCCAGGUCGUACAGCCUGCAAAGCUUGCAGAAGCCUUCAAAUAUUUUGUUCAAGGCAUGGGCUACAUGCCGGCAGCCAGUAUGACCAGACUGAUGAGAUCCAGGACAAACUCUGGUGCUAGUGUUUCUUCCAUGGAUGGCAACCGGAGCCGGUCUCACACCAACGAGGGCUCACGGAGCCGCUCCCACACCGGUGAUGGGAACCGCAGCCGAGCGCAGACCGGGGAUGGGAACCGCAGCCGUUCCCACACGGAUACCAGAAUGGAUGUCAACAACACCAGCAGCCCAGAUCACAACAACGUCAAAUCCAUGGAGGUUUCCUGUUAAGCGAAUGUCAAAAGAGUACCAAUGAAAACUUGCCUGCCAAUUGUACAGAUUAAGGUUAGCCCUUGGGGAGUGUCCCAACAGCUCAAGGGUUACUUCUGAUGGUAACGGUGGAAAACCGAGAUAAUUGAGGACCAAAGAUACUUAUGUGUGACGAUUAACCCUUAGGAAAUAGCUACUACUAGCCAAGCACACUCCAGUAAAUUACAAAGCUGUCACCACGUGGUAUUAGCACAAAUCCCUUUUAGGAUGUGCAGUUUUAGCCUAAUUAAUACUGGGCAGUUUUAGCUGUAACAACACUAAAUUCAAGAGAGUUUGCAGCACAUAACGGAUAGCUAGUGCGAAAAAAUGUUGCAAAAAUGUAAAUAUAUCAUGAAAAUAUUUAUAAAUGUGUUGUGCAUUUAAAUCUAUUUUAAUAGUUUAUAAAUACUGGAAAAAUAGUUUUUACAAUAAGCCACUUAUAUGUGGAAUUUUUUUUUCUAUGUAAACAAAUGUAUUUCUGAUUUUAUUAAAUUCCUCUUCCAGAACUAAAACUUUUAAGUUACAUGAAGAUUCAAAUUAAUUGGAUUAUUUUUUUUUUAUGGUAAUUUUUUUCCUUUCUACCGUGUGAGUUCAUUAAAGCAAAAGUAAUCUGCAUUUUCUAUAAAACAAAAAAAAGUUGAAGAAGAAAUAUAUAAAUGAAAAAUAAAUCAUGAAGAAAACCUAUUUUGUGUAAAUUUUAAUAUAUAGGGAUACCACUGGUCAUCAAACUAUAUAAAAUGCAUUGAUUUUUUUUGGUGCUGACAAUGACUAAUUCUUUUUUUAGAAAUUUUUAUCUUGGAUAGCUCAUUGCUGCUAAUUAAAAAAAAAUACAUAUAUAAUUUUUUUAAUUACACUUGUGAUUUAAUUAUAGAAAAGUAACAAGAAAUAGCACCACAUUAAAUUUUGUGGAGGAUUUAAAAAAAAUGCUAUUUCUGUUUUUUAUAAAUAUGUAAUGUUUUAGCGUGACCAAAAUCUAAUCUCUAACCUAAUUUACUUUUAAAUUGUGAAUUUUGUUGAUUUAAUAAACAUUAUUUUGUUCCCUGUUAUCCAAUGUCCAGUAUUCUAUAUUUUCUUAUUUCAAAGUGUUUUUGGAGCACGAAAAAACUGAUUUCUCCAGAACUUGUUGAAGGAGCUCAUUGUAUACACAUGAAUGGGAUCAUUGUAUUUAUUAAAGAACAAUAAACUUGUAACUUUGCACUG